This is a messenger RNA of Caenorhabditis briggsae, 1014 nucleotides long. Gene Ontology annotation, biological process: innate immune response. Bases 1 to 1014 code for a protein of 337 amino acids. Gene Ontology annotation, molecular function: protein binding. Lineage: Eukaryota; Metazoa; Nematoda; Chromadorea; Rhabditida; Rhabditidae. The record is from RefSeq and is a predicted model, not a curated record. The transcript is spliced from 3 exons.
AUGACAUCACUUUCUAAAAUGCCCGAACUUGUAAUGGAAAAUAUUAUCGGAUUUUUGGAUUUCCGAUCAGUCCUUACCCUUCGCCAAGUUUGCCGUGAUUUCUGGAAUUUUAUCGAUGAUUUGAAGGAUUCCAAAUUGCCAGACUCUAAACUCAAAGGACUGACAUUAACAGUGAGAAAAGGACGAAAAUUGGAGUUUAAAAUUGAGUAUUUUGAUGGAUCAAUCGAUAUAAUUGAAUAUAUGGAAAAUUCGAGAACGUAUAAAGAAAAAAUAACAAAUUUGGAGAAUUCCAAUUUUUUGGAUGUGGCGAUUCAAAACGAUUUGAAAUGGAUUCUAAAAUUUCAAAGAGGCAAUUCGGACCUUUUUGAAAUUGAUGCGAAUAUCUAUAGUUUUUCUUUGCGACCGGAAGAUGAGCAAUUAUAUCAGGAUGUGAUAGAAAAGCUGAGCAAUUGCAUGAAUCGAAAAAUCAAAACCAAAAAACUGCAAAUCUGGGCCAACAAAAAUUCAGAAUUUCUUUCAAUUAUCCAACUAAUUGAUCCGAAAUUCCUAGUAGAACUCAGUUUUUGUCCCAUAUGUUCAGUUUUUGAAACUGAUGAAAUUUCGAAAACUGAGCAAUGGAAAAUGGCCAAAGUUUUUGGUUGUGGACAAUAUUUCUCGGAUCAGCAUAUCAAAGAAUUGACUCAUUUUUCGAAAUCGUCGAUUCUAACUGACUGCGUUUCAGCAGAAGAUGUGAUUCAUCUCAAAGAGUGUUUCGUGAAAUCUCCAACUUUCGAAUAUUGUGAUAUGACAAUAAAAUCGACUGACGCAAAUCGAGAGCUUUCAGUAUUAUGGGGACCUUCAAACGUAUCUGAAACGGAAGACGAUGGAACAUGGUAUUUUCGAAUGGCGAAUUCUGAUAUUUUGGUGGUCAGUGUCGAAAUGCAAGACACAUGGCCAUAUUGGUUUUAUAUCAAUUUAUACCGUGAAGAACACAAUAGUGAUAUUGAUUCUGUUGGAAUAAUUAUACAUGAUUAG